AAUGGGUUUAGUCGUCGUUGGCUGUUUUGCCUUGCUGCCCGUGCGAAUAUAAUACACUGAACAUCGCCAUGAGGCUUCCUCAUCUUGCUUAACCGACCCUUCUUAAGCUCUCACACGCACAAAAUGAAGCGGAGUGACUUCGUUGUCUCAUCCUACGAGCCAGACGACCCGUCGUCGUCGGCUUGGAAUCCCCGAAACUGGACCAGGAGGAUAUGGCUGAUCAUAGUUACGGUGAUUGUCGUGAUUGUGGUGGUUGUCGUCGGAACUGUCGUCGGUGUGAGGGCCACGAGGAACGGUGACAGCGGCAAUACGAGCUAUCCCGACUAUUCCAAGUUGAACUACACCCUGAUCGACUCUUACUCGAGCACAUCCUUCUUUGACAAGUUUGACUACUUUUCCACUUGGGACCCAGCCGGGGGUUUUGUGCACUAUGCAGACCCAAACUUUGCUGCGACAUACAACCUCACCUACUCGACGCCCUCUACCUCCAUCAUUCGAGUUGACACCAGGCUCGGACCUGGCACAGAACCCGAUGCCUCCACAGGACGCUUAUCAGUCCGUCUCGAGUCCAAAGCGCAGUACGGGCCAGGACUCUUCCUCUUCGACGUCAAGCACACGCCCUACGGGUGCGGCACAUGGCCGGCUCUCUGGCUGACAGACCCCAACAACUGGCCCGCCCACGGCGAGAUCGACCUGAUGGAAGCCGUCAACCAGGCCACGACGGGCAACAUGGUGGCGCUGCACACGACCGACGGCUGCAGCAUGGCCGACGUGCGGCGGCAGAUGGCGGGGACGGCCGGCCAGGGCGACUGCCACAACGCCACCAACUUCAACACGGGCUGCACGGUGACCGGCCCGCCGGCGACGUACGGGCCCGAGUUCAACGCGGCGGGCGGCGGGGUGGUGGCGCUGGAGUGGCGUGACGAGGGCAUCCGGGUGUGGGUGUUCUCGAGGGACGCGGGGGGCCGGGCGGUGACUAGCUUGCCGGCGGAGGGCAUGCCGGAUCCGAGUGUUUGGGGCCCGCCGCUGGCGGAUUAUCCGGCGACGAAUUGUGAUAUGGGCAGUCACUUUCGGAACCAGAGUAUUGUGGUCAAUAUUGACUUGUGUGGCUAUCUGACCCAGGCCGUGUGGGAGUCGUCUGGGUGUCCUUCGACUUGCACGGAUUAUGUUGCCAGCAACCCAUCUGCUUUCAAUAACGCGUUUUGGGAGUUUGGGGAUUUCCAGGUUUUCGAGGCGCGGUAGUAGAAGAGGGUUGACUGUUGCGUUGUUGUGGUAUUCACCCACCGAACAAAUUGUAAUACAGGCUCUUGAGUCGAUCCUUGAUACAAAUACUUUCGUGCUUAAACAU
Chaetomium fimeti is the source of this 1348-nucleotide messenger RNA. Its product is annotated as concanavalin A-like lectin/glucanase domain-containing protein. The transcript has 6 exons. NCBI's taxonomy places the organism in Eukaryota, Fungi, Ascomycota, Sordariomycetes, Sordariales, Chaetomiaceae. The coding region runs from base 124 to 1242 and encodes 372 amino acids. The record is from RefSeq and is a predicted model, not a curated record. Gene Ontology annotation, molecular function: hydrolase activity, hydrolyzing O-glycosyl compounds. Gene Ontology annotation, biological process: glucan catabolic process.